UAUCGGAUUUUUUAGAUGAAGACUUCUACCGGAUCAAGGACCUCCUCUGCGCACCUUGGAUGAAGAAUUCGGCUCGGCUGGGUGAUGACGACUCAAGGGCCAACAAUCUAUUGUAUGUUCCCGGGGGUACCCAAUCUAUGAUUUGUAUCUUCAGGUCCUUACUACUGCUCCCAUGAACUGCUGUAAAAUGAACAGCCAGAGCAGCUUCCCCCACCCGGAGAUCCUCUCUUCACACGUCAUCAAUGACUAAUCCCGAGGAAAGAAGAAACAUGUGCUCUGGGCUAGUGGACAAUUACAUGGCUGCCAUGGUGCUCAGUGGUGCUGGGGAUGCCCUGGGGUUCUAUAACGACAAAUGGGAGUUUUGCGACAGUGGUACAGAAAUCCACUCCCAGCUGGCUCAUCUUGGUGGUUUAGAGAAGAUAGAUGUGGAGCAUUGGAAAGUCAGCGAUGAUACGGUUAUGCACAUUGCCACAGCAGAAGCAUUGGUGGAAGCAGGUGAUAGAACAGACCCAGAGACACUGUAUCCACUUGUGGCAAAGAAAUACAAGGAAUGCAUGGAUGAUAUGGAUGGAAGAUCUCCAGGUGACACCUGCAUGUUUAGUGCAACGAGAUUGAAACCUGAUACUCCAGAUGGGUGGAAACUCCCAUUUGCGAAAAAUGCAGGUGGCUGCGGUGCUGCCAUGAGAGCCAUGUGCAUUGGCCUAAGGUUCCCAAACCCAGAGCAGCAGGAUGACCUGAUCCGUAUAAGCAUAGAGAGUGGACGGAUGACGCAUCACCACCCCACUGGAUAUCUAGGCUCCCUUGCCGCAGCACUCUUUACCUCCUUUGCUGUAAAUCGGAAGCCUACCCAGGAAUGGGGCAGAGCACUUCUUGACAUAUUGCCCAAAGCCAAGGAUUACGUGAGACAGUCUGGUCGAGAUGUACAAAAGAAUCUGCAUAAAUGGCCUUAUUUUGAAACACGUUGGGAAUUGUAUCUUACACAAAGAGGUAUUUUGGAUGGAAAAUCUUAUCCAAAAUUCCCUGAGAAGUUUGAUGUUGAGGAACGGGAUGAGUUCUACAAAUCCCUUAGCUACAGUGGCUGGGGAGGCAGCAGUGGACAUGAUGCCCCUAUGAUUGCUUAUGAUGCCAUCCUUGGUGCAGGUGACAACUGGACGGAGCUUGCUCACCGAGCGUUCUUUCAUGGUGGUGAUAGUGAUUCUACUGCUGCAAUCGCAGCUGCAUGGUGGGGGGCCAUGUACGGAUUCAAAGGGGUGCACAAAGCCAACUAUAAGAAGCUGGAAUAUAAAGAGAGACUGGAAACACUAGGAAGGGACCUUUACCAACUGUCAUAGAGAGUGAGAUAUAGGUAUAGAACCAUACAUUUGCAAAACUGGGAAGAAAAAUAACAAUAUUUAAUACUGAAAAUAUUAUAGUUGGAGAAAAAGUUUAUUUUAGUUGUUAAGUCUAUUUUAAGAAUUUGUUUUUAAUACAUUUAAUAAAAAACACCAAAACCCAUUUUAAAGGUUAUUAACCAUCCAACCUCUUCAAAUAACAUAAAACAGCAUUAUAAAUGACAACAUAUCUAUUCAUGAUGUAUUGUCUAAUAGGAAAGCAGCUAAAGCUCUCAGAUUAAUUGUAAAAAUAGUUUAAAGAAGCAGGGAUAACUCCUAAGCAAUGUAACAAACUUUAAUAGUAGACUUCAGUAGACAUAAGUCUAUUUAGGCAGCAUACCAUGCACAGCCUUAGUAAAAGAGUAAAAGUCAUCCUUUAUUGAUAUGCAUUAGAAGCAGAUAAACUCACAGUUACCCCUGUUUCUUUGUACUUAUGCACCGCCGGCAACGGUGGAAGCCGUGGAGGCAAUGGGAGGUGGUUGUGACGUGAUGGGAUGAGACGCCUACUCCACUGAUGCAAGGUAAUAUCUGCAUUGAUAAACUCCUCCGGUACUGUGUACCUGGUGCUGUCUACUGCACAUCCUUUACGUAAAAUGGGUUUAUCCUUACUGAAAAAGCAAUAUGCAAGCUUACCAAGAACCUAUUGAGACUUGUAAAGUCCUAUUUUAAAGGGGAAUAAAAGAAAACUUGAAUUGCACAAUAGUGCUGUUCAAAUUAACUUAGAAGCAUUUGCAUUACUUUGUUUUUGUAAAAAAAAAACUUUUGAUAAAUGUUAUUAAAGGUUUUGAUAACCUU
This is a messenger RNA of Bombina bombina (fire-bellied toad), 2165 nucleotides long. Its product is annotated as ADP-ribosylhydrolase ARH1-like. The transcript is spliced from 6 exons. Gene Ontology annotation, biological process: protein de-ADP-ribosylation. NCBI's taxonomy places the organism in Eukaryota, Metazoa, Chordata, Amphibia, Anura, Bombinatoridae. Bases 243 to 1331 code for a protein of 362 amino acids. The record is from RefSeq and is a predicted model, not a curated record. Gene Ontology annotation, molecular function: magnesium ion binding; ADP-ribosylarginine-[protein] hydrolase activity.